ACUGGUUGCGGUAUGGAAAAGAGAAGAAGCCAUUGAAAAAUAAUACAAAUAACUCGUUCAGAAAACACCACGUUGGCCAUAUAGACGGCAUUAAUGAGCUCAAUUUAAACACUUCGCUUACGAAUUCAUGAUAGAAGUUAUUUUACAUCCGGCGCUCUCCGGAUCUGCAAUCAAGUAAAAUCAGAGUAAAAGAAGGAAGACAUAAUUGCAGUGAAAAGGAGAAAUCGGAAAGGAUAUUAUCAGAAGAAGCCACUUGAACAACGUGAAUUUUAGGAAUGAGUUCUGACGCAGAGGAGCUGACUCCGGCGAUUGUUGAGCAGUUUCUGGACAAAAAUGAAGACUUUGCCAAGAGUUAUUUUGAGCGAAAAGCGACAUCGUCAAUGGUUGAUCAGUGGAUGGUCUCUCGGUCGCAUCGGCCUGGCGCGCGAGGUGCGAUGGAAGUUAAGAGAGAAAGUCUUGUCAAAUCGAACAGGGCAAAAUCUCUAAUGGGAUCAGUGACAGACUUGAAACUGAAAACCGGUCUUGGAAAGACGGAAGGUAGCGGAAAAAAUUGGAAUCCAUCUGAUUUGGAGUCCAUGGAUGAAAAGGAAUUGUUUAUGGAACUUAUACGUGACAUAGCUAACGAAUUGGAUAUAAACAGGCUGAGUCAUAAAAUCCUUGUGAAUGUCAGUAUUUUGACAAAAGCCGACCGCUGCUCACUCUUUCUUGUUCGAGGUAAAAAAGAACACAGGGAGCUAGUAUCGAAACUGUUUGAUGUCACAUCAAAAUCAACACUAGAGGAAUCACUUCGAUCCGAAGAAGAUGAAAUUUCUGUUCCUUUCGGAGUUGGAAUAGCUGGAGCAGCAGCAGAAUCUGGUGAAGCCAUUAAUAUCAAAGAUGCUUACUCGGAUCCUCGCUUCAAUCGUGAGAUCGACAAAGCAACUGGUUACAAAACUCACAGUAUCUUAUGCAUGCCGAUAAAGAGUCAUGACGGAGAGGUCGUCGGAGUUGCUCAAAUUAUCAACAAAAAGUCUAAAACCCAUCAUUUUACGGAGAAGGACGAGGAGGUGUUUAGGAAUUACUUAACAUUUUGCGGCAUCGGUAUCACCAAUGCUCAACUUUUCGAGAUUUCUGUACAAGAAUACAAAAGAAACCAGGUGCUUCUUCAACUCGCUAAAGGAAUAUUUGAAGAACAGUCAAAUCUCGACCAAUGUGUACAUAACAUCAUGGAGGAAGCGCAGGAACUUCUAAACUGUGAAAGAUGCAUGGUUUUUCUAAUUGAUGAAGCUUCGGUGAAAAACAAUAAGGGAAUCGUAUUUUCAAAAGCUUUUGAUCUUCACCUUGGAGCCGAAGAAGGCGCUGCUAAUAAAUCGGCAAAUACUCACUGGUCAAUGAACAGUGGGAUAGCUGCAUUAGUCGCAACAACAGGACAGGCUCUCAAUAUUCCAGAUGCUUACGCCGAUAGUCGGUUCAAUCCAGAGGCCGACAGAGAGUGCGGCUUCAAGACGAGGUCUAUUUUAUGUAUGCCAAUCUUUGAUAGAGAGCAAAGAAUUGUUGGUGUUGCACAGUUGUUAAAUAAAGUCGAUGGCAAACCUUUUUAUGAUUCUGAUGAAAGCUUAUUUGAGGCGUUUGCAAUCUUCUGUGGCCUAGGAAUUCAUAACACAAUGUUGUACGAGCAGGCCUGUAAACUUCUCGCUAAACAGUCAGUAGCAAUGGAGGUUUUGUCUUACCACGCUACUGCACAGCCGAACGAAGUGUCGAGAAUUACGAGUCAGAAAAUAAGAACUGCAAAGGAAUAUGAAAUCUAUACGUUUGAAUUUGACGACAUGAAGCUGACCGAUGAUGAAACUCUACUUGCGUCUGUUAGAAUGUUUAUGGAGCUCGAUAUUUUGGAAAUUUUUCACAUCAAAUCUGAGACUCUUUUUCGGUGGCUGCUUAGUGUUAAGAAGAAUUAUCGACCUGUCACUUACCACAACUGGAGACACGCCUUCAAUGUAGCACAGAGCAUGUUUACUAUUUUAACGACUGGCGAUUUAAUAAAAUAUUUCACGGAAAUCGAGUGUUUUGCUCUCCUUGUUGCAUGUCUCUGUCAUGAUCUUGAUCAUCGAGGAACAAACAACGCCUUUCAAUCCAAGACCGAGUCAGCUUUGGCUCAGUUAUAUGGCACAUCGACAAUGGAACAUCACCAUUUUGACCAUUGUAUCAUGAUUCUUAACAGUGAGGGUAAUAACAUAUUUUCAGAGUUAUCAUCUGACGAUUAUCGCCGUGUAAUCAAGCUUCUUGAGCAUGCUAUCCUCUCAACUGACCUGGCUCUCUAUUUCCAAAAGCGUGGUAAUUUUGAGAAAGCAGUGGUCGAACAUGACGCGGACUGGAGCAGUGAUUCCAAGAAAGAGCUUUUACGAGCAAUGAUGAUGACUGUGUGUGAUGUAGCAGCUAUUACAAAGCCUUGGUAUAUACAAGAAUCGACAGCGGAGCUCGUCGCUGGAGAGUUUUUUGAACAGGGUGAUAUAGAAAGAGAGCAACUUCACUCGGAGCCAAUUGCAAUGAUGGAUCGUCGAAAAAAAGACGAACUACCAAAGAUGCAAGUUGGAUUCAUAGACUUUAUUUGUAUGCCUAUUUACAAGUUGUUCUACGAGUUUGAAGAAAAGAUGAAACCCAUGUACGAUGGUGUCGUCGACAACCGCAAAAACUGGCAGGCAUUGGCUGACAAACGACAGGCUGAAGCCAAGGAAAGAGAAAAAGGCAAAGAAGAAACUACAACUCAAGCAAAAACCAACAAUAAUAACAACAAUAAGAAAUCUUCUGACAAACCAGCCGAGACAACUACGAGCCCUACUCCCAAAAAGGCCGAAAAGAAAUCUUCAGGACACUCGAAUACAAAGCCAAGCAAGAAGGAAAAGAAGUCGAAUAUUUGCAACAUUGUUUGAAGUCUUGUUUUUGCUUGGAUCUCAUAAUUCUUAAAAAACGUAUCGGAUGAAUUUUAUGGAGGAUAAUUUCUUAAUAAACUAUUUUUACUAUAUUUUUUUGUCUUGCUUUAAGUGAGCAAUAUUAUGUAAUAAUAACUUGACGUAUUUCGUAUGGAAUUAUAAUAUUCCUUUAAAGUUUUUACUUGCUCUUUUUGAAAAUUUUUUUGCACUUUGUUUGACAAAGUUCUUGCAGAAAUUACGAAAGAAUGAAUUAUCGACAAAAAAUCGCAUUAACUCAAAAAUCGUCUUAUACUGAGUAUUAACUUAUUCUCGCCUAUUUCUAUACUCUUAUUUACGGAGUUACUUAAGCUGCUGCUUCUCAUCAAUUGCAAUAAAUUAAUAAUUAAUACAAAUUAUUGUUUAUUAGUAAAAACAAAUAAGUAAAGGACUAUAUUUUGACAUUCAUCUGAUGUCAAGUUCAUGCAAAAUGAACUUAAAUGCAAUUAUUAACAAUUUUUUGUUAUAAACAUGGAAUUCUUUUACAAUAAUAAUAACAAUAUUAUGUAUAUAUGUAUAAUCGAUAAUUAAUAUUCGAACUUCAGUAAUAUAUUUUUAUAUCUACAUUUUAGUCUGUAUAUAGUGCGCAAUAUGUUAGGAGGUGUGACUCAAUAAAACCAUGUUGUAUCCUAA
Molecule: messenger RNA, 3575 nt
Organism: Exaiptasia diaphana
Lineage: Eukaryota; Metazoa; Cnidaria; Anthozoa; Actiniaria; Aiptasiidae
Product: cGMP-specific 3',5'-cyclic phosphodiesterase
Exons: 22
Coding region: 276-2906 (876 amino acids)
Biological process (GO): signal transduction
Molecular function (GO): 3',5'-cyclic-nucleotide phosphodiesterase activity; protein binding
Source: RefSeq, a predicted model, not a curated record